GCUGAGUGUCCGGGGCUGGACAGGGAAGAGUUAGGGCGUAACACCUGGUCCUUCCUGCACACCAUGGCAGCUUACUACCCAGACCGGCCCUCCAGACAGCAGACAGACAUGGGACAGUUCAUCAACCUCUUCUCUAAGGUCUUCCCCUGCGACGAGUGUGCUGAGGACCUGCGGACAAGGCUGAAGACCAAUCAGCCAGACGCCAGUAGUCGCCACGCCCUCUCCCAGUGGCUGUGUGGCGUCCAUAACGACGUCAACGCUCGGCUGGGGAAGCAGCCGUUUGACUGUUCCCUCGUGGAUGAGAGGUGGAGGGACGGUUGGAAAGAUGGCAGCUGUGACUGAUUCGUUACUGUUACCUGGGAACUGAGAGAUACAGGACACGUUUAUUCACAUCCUGUUCCCUGUAUAGUACCGUUUAGGGAACUAUCUGACACAGAGACUGGUUUCUAUUUUCUGAUUGGCUACGGAUCUACAUGAUGUUCGCUAUCAAUCUGUUGUCCAGUGCCUUCAGAAAGUAUUCAAACCCCUGGACUUAUUACACAUGUUGUUGUGUUACAGCCUGAACUCAACAUGGAUUACAUAUCCCAUAAUGACAUCACAAUACCUCCUAAUGACAUCACAAUACCCCCUAAUGACAUCACAAUACCCCAUAAUGACAUCACAAUACCCCAUAAUGACAUCACAAUACCCCCUAAUGACAUCACAAUACCCCAUAAUGACAUCACAAUACCCCAUAAUGACAUCACAAUACCCCAUAAUGACAUCACAAUACCCCAUAAUGACAUCACAAUACCCCAUAAUGACAUCAC
This is a messenger RNA of Oncorhynchus keta (chum salmon), 809 nucleotides long. RefSeq names its product FAD-linked sulfhydryl oxidase ALR-like. Lineage: Eukaryota; Metazoa; Chordata; Actinopteri; Salmoniformes; Salmonidae. Gene Ontology annotation, cellular component: mitochondrion. Gene Ontology annotation, biological process: liver development. The record is from RefSeq and is a predicted model, not a curated record. Gene Ontology annotation, molecular function: flavin adenine dinucleotide binding; flavin-dependent sulfhydryl oxidase activity.